This is a messenger RNA of Artibeus jamaicensis (Jamaican fruit-eating bat), 4677 nucleotides long. It is a transcript of the gene PLPPR4, whose product is annotated as phospholipid phosphatase related 4. Bases 80 to 2230 code for a protein of 716 amino acids. NCBI's taxonomy places the organism in Eukaryota, Metazoa, Chordata, Mammalia, Chiroptera, Phyllostomidae. The transcript is spliced from 7 exons. Gene Ontology annotation, molecular function: phosphatidate phosphatase activity. The record is from RefSeq and is a predicted model, not a curated record. Gene Ontology annotation, biological process: phospholipid metabolic process; axonogenesis; signal transduction.
GCGGCCGGAGGAGGCAGCUCGCUCGGCUGCGCUGUGCUCACCUCGCCCGGGCAGGACGCGGACCCUGGCUGGCGGCGGGAUGUCGGCGAAGGAGCGGCCGAAGGGCAAAGUGAUCAAGGACAGUGUCACCCUCCUGCCCUGCUUCUACUUUGUCGAGCUGCCUAUUCUGGCGUCGUCCGUGGUCAGCCUGUAUUUCCUCGAGCUCACAGAUGUCUUCAAGCCCGUGCACUCGGGGUUCAGCUGCUACGACCGCAGCCUCAGCAUGCCCUACAUCGAGCCCACGCAGGAGGCCGUCCCGUUUCUCAUGUUGCUCAGCCUGGCCUUCGCCGGGCCUGCGAUUACGAUCAUGGUAGGGGAAGGCAUCCUCUACUGUUGCCUCUCCAAACGAAGAAACGGGGUGGGACUGGAGCCCCACAUUAACGCCGGAGGCUGCAACUUCAACUCCUUCCUUCGAAGAGCCGUCAGAUUCGUGGGUGUGCACGUGUUUGGACUCUGCUCCACCGCCCUCAUCACGGACAUCAUCCAGCUGUGCACUGGGUACCAGGCGCCGUACUUCCUGACGGUGUGCAAGCCCAACUACACCUCCCUGAACGUGUCCUGCAAAGAAAACUCCUACAUCGUGGAAGACAUCUGCUCAGGAUCCGACCUCACAGUGAUCAACAGCAGCAGAAAAUCAUUCCCUUCUCAGCACGCCACCCUCGCUGCCUUUGCUGCUGUGUACGUCUCGAUGUACUUCAACUCCACGCUAACGGACUCCUCCAAGCUCCUGAAACCCCUCCUGGUCUUCACGUUCAUCAUCUGCGGCAUUAUCUGCGGGCUGACCCGGAUCACGCAGUACAAGAACCACCCUGUGGACGUCUACUGCGGCUUUCUGAUCGGAGGCGGGAUCGCUCUGUACUUGGGCCUGUACGCAGUGGGGAAUUUCCUGCCCAGCGAGGAGAGCCUGUUCCAGCACAGAGAGGCCCUCCGGUCCCUGUCCGACCUCAACCAGGACCCCAGCCGGGUGCUGGCUGCCAAAAACAGCAGCAGCAGCGACGGCAUCGCUCACACCGAAGGCAUCCUCGCCCGAAACCCCCGGGACGCCAGCUCGCUGACCAACCUCAAGAGGGCGAACGCCGACGUGGAGAUCAUCACCCCGCGCAGCCCCAUGGGCAAGGAGAACAUGGUCACUUUCAGCAACACGCUGCCCCGAGCCAGCACGCCCUCGGUGGAGGACCCCGUCCGCAGAAACGCCAGCAUCCACGCCUCCAUGGACUCCGCCCGCUCCAAGCAGCUGCUCACCCAGUGGAAGAGCAAGAACGAAAGCCGCAAGCUGUCCCUGCAAGUCAUAGAGACGGAGCCUGGGCAGUCGCCGCCCAGAUCCAUAGAAAUGAGGUCCAGCUCCGAGCCCUCCAGGGUGGGGGUCAACGGAGAGCCCCAUGGCCCCGGUGGUCAGUACCUCAAGCUGCAGCCUGGCACUGUUCCCAGCUGCAACAACAGCAUGCCGGGGGGGCCCAGGGUGUCCAUCCAGCCCCGGCCUGGGUCCUCGCAGCUAGUGCACAUCCCCGAGGAGACCCAGGAGACCGUGGGCGCCUCGCCCAAAAGCAGCUCCGCCCGCGCCAAGUGGCUGAAAGCGGCGGAGAAGACGGUGGCCUGCAACCGGAGCAACAGCCAGCCGCGCAUCAUGCAAGUCAUCGCCAUGUCCAAGCAGCAGGGCGUGCUUCAGAGCAGCCCCAAGAACACGGAGGGCAGCACCGUCUCCUGCACCGGCUCCAUCCGCUACAAGACCCUGAGCGACCACGAGCCCGGCGGCAUCGUCCGCGUGGAGGCUCAUCCGGAGAACAGCCGGCCCGUCAUCCAGAUCCCGUCCACCGAGGGCGAGGGCAGCGGCUCCUGGAAGUGGAAGGCGCCCGAGAAGGGCAGCCUCCGCCAGACCUACGAGCUCAACGACCUCAACCGGGACUCGGAGAGCUGCGAGCCCCUGAAAGACGGCUUUGGCUCUGGAGACCGCAAGAGAAGCAACAUCGACGGCAGCGAGCACCACCACCACCACGGCAUCGCCACCAUCCGCGUCACCCCGGUGGAGGGCAGCGAGAUGGGCUCCGAGACGCUGUCCGUGUCUUCCUCGCGCGACUCCACGCUUCGCAGGAAAGGCAACAUCAUCCUGAUUCCCGAGCGAAGCAGCAGCCCCGAAAACACUAGGAAUAUCUUCUAUAAGGGGACCUCCCCGACUCGGGCUUAUAAGGAUUGAACGGUGUCUGUUCAACCAUUUGGGUGCGCGCCCUCCCCCAAAAGACCAGGGGUUGAUUCUCCCUGUGUCUUUUUCCAACAAACUGGGGGGGAACCUCUUAUCCAACCAGAUCACCCACCCAUUAGCCCAGGACUCAAUGACUCCUGCGAAUUGUGACCAUCAAGCUUGUACAUUUCACACCAAGGGGAGGGAAAAGCACAAUGCAAGAACCCAACUAAUAUGACACCCGGGAAGUCUCCUCUUAAGACCUGUCCUCAAACUCAAAAGGUUGGCCGAGGGCGGUCUCGAAAGACAGUGGUUUCCUUCCAUGUAUACUCCUUUGCUUCCUGAAUGUGCCAAUGUGAGGGAUGUUUCUUUCUAAUUAGCCGCGGGGAUCCAGAACAGGGGCCCCCCCGGCAGAGGCCAUGCGGUUUUAUAUCUCCAUUCUGCAGAAUCGUGUGUGCCUGGCACUCCAUGUGGGUGGUGCUGGUCAGCACAGUUCAUCCCCCAUGUAAACUCUCCGGUUCUAUCUCGCUGUGAACUAGUGGUGUGUGCAAUCCCUUGUCAGAGAAAUGCUACCGUGUUCAGACGACUCUGGCUGCUUUUUGGCAGAAUAGGGCCCCCUGCGGCUUCUUCAUAGUGGCUCUGUUGUGGCCCAAACUUGAAAAGGUUUUGUGUGGGGGUUUGGGAUAUUUUUUUUUCAAAAACAAUUCUUUCUUCCACAACAAAAAUUGCGUAGGAAUCUUUUCAGUCCAAGGGAACAAGCUGGUGCUUUUCUGCAGUUCUUGUUUUCUGCUUACUUUUUAUUUACGCAUAAGCACUGCUCAUCAAGAAUCUGGUUUUUAGUGGGUCUGCGUAACUUAAAAACUAGGUUGUUUUAAGAGAAUCUUUUGAAACGGUUGCGAUUACCUUUUGUAUUUUAUGGCUUCUACUUUAUUUAUGGAAUUUUAAAUUUGUUUGAUGUUACAGAUAUGUUCUUCUAUUUUUUAAGUGAAAAUAGUAGUCAAUAUUCCUCGAGCAAAAUAUAUUGCUGUGAAUCUAUAAACAAGAAAUGUGAACCAAAACUUGACCAUCGUGGGUUACAUCACCAGCUUGCUUAGUUGCUCUCUUCACAAGUGAUCCAAAAGGUUCAUUUAGUUCCACAUCAUUAACUUUUUUUUGACAUGCCAAUAACUGGUAAAUUAGAGCCACUGCAAGUGGGUUUCACCUUCCUCCCUAUUUUUGUUCAUUGGACACCAACAGGUAGAAUCUGAAAAGUAUGCAAAUUAAUUAUAAAAGUAUCUCACAGAAUAAACAAAGAAUGUAUUUCUUCAAAAUAUCUAACUAGGCACCGUUUUAGUGCUUCGUGUGCAAAUGACAGUUUUUUGCUGUCUGUCCCGAGUGAAGCUUUGAGCCUAGAUCAAAGGAAACAAUAUUUUCAAAAAGAAGAUGAAAACGAAACAUUUUGAGGUGUUUCCAAUGUAAAAAUUUAGUUUAAGUAUAAAGAAGUAUUUGGUUCUUGGAAUUUAACACGAGACCUCUCCUACACCAUUUCUUAAGACUUCUUAUCUGUACUUGAGGGUGGCCAAAGGACCCAAGGUCACGAUGCAGCUGGUUGACCCGGGUCUCGGUGUGCUUUUCAGAGGGAACAGAAAGCGCCAUUUAGAGAUGAGGGCACCCCAUCAUUAUCACUCCCGCAGGUGAAGGGGCUUUCUAGAGCAACCCACCUCCUCAUGAGGGAUUCGGGUUUCAGCUGAAACCAGCAGAAUUGAAAACUGGCAAUAAAACACAGAUUCACCCACAUUCCUUGUGGCAGUUUCCUUCUCAGAGAGGGGGUGGGACCGAAAUGCCGCCUUCACCAGCUCCCACGCCGCCACCAUUCUGCCACGCCACCGAGGCGCUGGCCGCCCCCAGAGAAAGGUGGGCUGGUUUUAGUUCUCCGAAGAAAAACAAUACAGCUGCAACAUUACAGGUGCAGUGUGAUAUUUCCUAGUCUUUCCUAUUUCUUAACAAGAGAUUUUAAAGUACUUCUCUAUCAUUGACUUUCUUUUUCUUUACAUAAAUAUUGAUAUAUUCUUUUUCUACUCAAAAGUGCCAAAGGUUAUGGUUUUUAAAGACUUCAAUUGUACCACAUUGUUAAGGAAAUAAAAAACGAUAGUGGCUAGAACUCAGACCUCUGCAUGUGUAUUUGAUAACACAUCUUUUGUAAAAAAAAAAGUAAUGAUGAAAAAUUUGUUUACAUUCCACUGGUACCUUAAUUUAAACUUCAGUGAGACUAAUGGGUGGUAUCUCUUCUUAGGGUUCUAUUGACCUUAUUUGCUGACGAGGGCACUUUUCCCUGUGUUAGGCUGUGCUUUACUGAGAAAACCAAGUAUUGAAUAGAGAGAGUUAAUUAUCUUUUUAAAGUACAUAAAAUGAUGAAAGUAUAUAUAAUAUAUAUAAAGUAUCAUGUUUAAUAAAAUGUUACGCAAUGUUUUCCAAACUGAUAA